AUGUCGAGCAGGCCGCCAACUUUAUCGCCCGAGGAGCCUGUCGACAGCUACGUGGGUUGCCGGUUCCAUGAGAACGCCACUGCGUGUGAAUGGGGAGAGUCAUACCGUCCGGGGGGCUACCACCCCGUCCAACUCGGCGAUACCUUUUUGAAUGGUCGGUUCCACGUGAUCCGCAAGAUUGGAUACGGCUCCUUUUCUACAGUGUGGCUUGCGCAUGACGACCUCUCUAAUAAACUGGUGGCAAUAAAAGUUGUCGUAGCGCGACUUGAUCAGUCCACCCUCGACAAGGAAAUAUGUCUAUAUCAUGAACUGGCCAAGGUGGCACCGCAUUCCAGCCUCUCCCAAUAUUUUGUCGGACUAAAAGAGCAAUUUCAGCUCGAAGGGCCUAAUGGUCGACAUAACUGUCUAGUCUUUGACUCCAUGGGGCCGGAUCUUCCAACUACGAUACGUCGCUCCCGGGAGUAUCAAGUUGGGCAACCCUGGGAUGACGACUUCUGUCAACGCUUUCCUUUACAGCUUGCGAAGAAAGUUCUGAGAGAGGUGCUUCUCGGUUUACAGUUUCUCCAUGCCAACAGGAUAGUGCAUGGGGAUCUCCAUGCGGGCAACAUAUUAGUCAGUAUCCGUCCGCAGGACUGCGAAGCUGGUACCAUUGAGAAACUACGUCAGAACCCGGACGACGGGGAACCCUUGCGACGGCUCGAUGGCAAAAUCGAUCUGUGGGCACCUACCUAUCUGCUGCCUCCCGCGGGCCUUUUAACAUACGUCUCGACUGAGCUUGACCCAUUCGUCAAACUGGUCGACCUGGGUGGCUCAUUUCGCUUUGACGAAAACCCGACCAAAAUCACAACCCCUCGAGCCCUCAGGGCACCGGAGACGAUCCUGAAGCUCCCAGUCGGGCCAAGCAUCGAUAUAUGGAGCUUUGGGUGCCUCGCUUUCGAACUGAUCACCGGCCAUGACCUGAUUGGCCUACCGUCCUUACUCAUGGGAGAUGGGCCAGAGACAAUUGAUGAUGAACAUCUAAUCAAAUUGUCAGAGAUAAUCGGCCCUCUGCCAGAAUUACUUUUCGAUGCUUGGAGGCGCGGGCCUGCGUACUUUGGUCCAGAUGGAAAGCGUAUGAUAGUUGCAGAAGAAAAAGACGUUGAUGAAGAAAGUAUGGGCUAUGAGUCUGAUACGGAGAAUCCAGUCGACCUUUCGGAUCUAGAGGACACUGAGCUCGACGAGAAUCCUGUAAGUCCUGACAUGGAUUGCUCCGAAGACCCACUGGCAUAUACUCGACUUUCUGAACCCCUCGAAAAUAUGUUCCGAAGAUGGAAACCAGAGGGCACCAGUGACACCGAGGAGAAGGAUAUAUUGCAUUUGUUGCGGUGGGUUCUACAGUUGGAGGCUAAGGAUCGGCCGACGGUGGAAGGUAUCCUCGGACACAAGUGGUUCCAGAUAUGA
Diaporthe amygdali is the source of this 1440-nucleotide messenger RNA. RefSeq names its product SKY1-Protein serine kinase. Gene Ontology annotation, molecular function: protein kinase activity; ATP binding. The transcript is spliced from 3 exons. The record is from RefSeq and is a predicted model, not a curated record. Lineage: Eukaryota; Fungi; Ascomycota; Sordariomycetes; Diaporthales; Diaporthaceae. Bases 1 to 1440 code for a protein of 479 amino acids. Gene Ontology annotation, biological process: regulation of mRNA processing; protein phosphorylation; spliceosomal complex assembly.